This is a messenger RNA of Herpailurus yagouaroundi (jaguarundi), 1818 nucleotides long. Its product is annotated as quinone oxidoreductase-like protein 2. Gene Ontology annotation, cellular component: mitochondrion. Bases 81 to 1343 code for a protein of 420 amino acids. The record is from RefSeq and is a predicted model, not a curated record. NCBI's taxonomy places the organism in Eukaryota, Metazoa, Chordata, Mammalia, Carnivora, Felidae. The transcript has 11 exons. Gene Ontology annotation, molecular function: oxidoreductase activity.
CGGGGGCCAGGGCGGGGCCGGCGCUGUCCCGCGCUUCCUGCCACCCCGGGCCACCCCUCCGCGCCUCUCCGCUCCGGGCCAUGGCGGCCGUGGCUUGGGGACGGUGCCUCCCUCGGGUGUGGCUUCGCAGGAGGGCCGGGCCUGGCUGCGGCCGCCACUACCGCGCCGCGCUCUGCGCCGAGCUGAAGCAGCCCCUGGCCAUCGAGGAGGUCGCCUCCCGCCCCGUCCGGCCUCACGAGGUCAGAGUGGACGUCCAUUUCUGUGGAGUUAACUUUGCUGAUAUUUUGGUCUGCCGUGGUCAGUAUCAGGAAAAGCCUCAACUUCCCUUCACACCUGGAAUGGAGUUUUCGGGGACAGUAUUGGAGACAGGCACGGAUGUCAGCACAGUGAAAGAGGGAGAUCGAGUUAUUGGCGUGAGUGGCUUUAAUGGAAUGGCUGAAGAAUGCAUCAUUGAUCACAAGACACUGUGGCAGAUUCCAGAAGGGGUCCCCCUCCGAGAAGCUGCUACCUUGCCUGUAUCUUAUGUCACUGCUAUUUUGGCCUUGGAGCAUCGGGCCUGUACUCGGCCUGGAGAAACUGUUUUAGUGACAGCAGCAGCUGGAGCCACAGGCCUUGCAGUGAUAGAUGUGGCAACAAAUGUUCUUCAGGCUAAGGUAAUAGCUGCAGCCGGAAGUGACGAGAAGUGCAGGCUGGCGAUGCGGAAGGGUGCACAGUCCAUCGUGAACUAUAGUCAGGGCAGCCUGAAGGAGGCAGUGAGGAAGCUGGUGGGCAGUGAUGGGGUGAACGUGGUCAUCGACGCUGUGGGAGGAGAUGUCUUCCUGGAGGCUCUCCGCAGCCUGGCCUGGGAGGGCAGGAUUGUGGUGGUGGGUUUUGCUGGAGGAACCAUUGCUUCUGUGCCGGCCAACCUUCUGCUCCUGAAGAAUGUCUCUGCUAUGGGGCUGUACUGGGGCCGAUACAAAGAGCAGAACUUUCCCAUCUUCUCCAGAAUCCUGUCCUCUGCUCUUCAGUACUGCCAGCAAGGGCGCAUCCAGCCACACAUCGGAGCGGUUUUUAAGCUGGAGGAGGUCAAUGAUGCCUUCCUUCAUGUGAUACAGCGCAAAUCCAUGGGCAAGUCACUGUUUGGCCGUCCCAGCGUCUUAACCAUUAGCCUGAAAAAAGAAUCAAUGCAGCUCCGAGUGAACGUAUUUAUUCGAUAUUCAAGAUUUUCCCCAGCUCUUCCCCGCCGGCUGGCUGCCGGAGAAAUCUCUCCCACACACCUACCUCUUCUUUUUCACCAGCUGUGGGUCUGUCCACCUGCAUACACUUCUCUCAACAACUCAAGUGAGGUAUUAACUAAGGGAUGACCUUGUCUCUACAUCGUCAGGAUAUUUGUCCCCGCUCCUUCCUCUGCAGCUGUGGCAAAGACCUCGAAAGAUUUGUUACGUAGCAAGCGAAGAGAAAUAAAGGUGUCCUCACGUCAUCGCUUGUGUUCAACAACAACAACAACAAAAUUAAAUAAAGGAAGAAAAAUUUGCACUAUUAUUUCUUCCACUUCAUUUUUCUUCUCGGAUUUUGUAAGUGAAUCAAAGAGCAGUGAGUUUUCAAAAUAGUUAUUGUUUAUAAAAGUCAUGGGAAGGGAAGGCCCAAAUGAAACAAAUGCUGGCAUGUCUAACUGUUCUCUUCCCCUGGCUUCUUUGUCACAGCUUAUUGCUAGAUGGAAGCCCUGAGGUGGAAGGAUGCCGACUUCUGGAACUUUGCUAUUGUUGAGAAAUCCUAUACAGAGUGAUUAUUAUUUUUAGAAAAUUUGUGCUGUAUGUAGAAAUAGUUUCUUAAACUUCA